UAAUUAACAUAUGCAACCUGAUGAUUACUUGAGGCCAAAAGGUCCGCGAUGUAAUGGCAACAAAAAAUAUAGCAGGAACGCAGUUUUGAUACGUGAAUAUAGCUGCUGGUGAUGAGUGCAAUAUCAUGUGGUGUAUCAAUACGUACAUUGAGUUGGCCAGGGACGGUUAUAAGAGGUAGACACCUCGUCACAUAUGGUUAUUUGUUUAAGGAUGGCGUUAUUUCUAUUGAUGGUCAUUUGCGUGACAUCGAUCGCUGCUGUAGUCUCCGCCACUAACGUGACAGUCGUUACAGCCUGCGCUUCUCUAAUCAAUGAUCAAUGUACACAGAAUCUCACGUCUUGCCUUCAGCCUCCUUGUUCACUGUCAUGUGGAAGGACAUCGCCUCAGUUUUCUUGCAGUCAAGACUGUGUUCCGUCAGCUAAUCUCACAGAAGGGUACCUGUGUGACACAUUGGAGUGCCAAGCAUCGCAGUAUUGCCACCAAACUUGCAACAAUAUCAAUUGCAAUUCAUCGACCUGCACAUCCAACGACUGUACCCAGCAAUGCUUUGUUGCUGAUUGCGGGAGGAUGGUCUGCAAGGAAGACGUCUCCAACUGCAAUCAAGUAGCAAUUAUACCAAAGACUGGCCAAGACAUGCACUGUGCUGCGAGAUCGUGCAAUCAAGAAUGUAAAAGUUGUAAGAAAAAUUUCUUAAGUGAAAUGACAUGCUCGUCUUCAGUUGACACAUGCGAGCAAAGAGGGCUAAAUAGCAAGUUUCACUUGAAGUGUUUAGCUGGAGUGAAGAACUGUAUACAGAAAACAGAUCUUUUUUCCAUCGCUAAUAUGGAAUGCCAUGGAGAUAAGUGUGUACAAAGUUGCUUUCAUAGCACGUGCGACAUGAAUUGCUCAUCGAGUGUGCGAGAAUGUGCACAGUCUGAAGAUGGGCUUGGGUCUGCUGUGAUCUCAAUGAACUGCGAUGCACAGGUCUGUACACAGCACUGCGGCGAUAGCCGCUGUAAUAUGAUGUGUUCGUCAAGUGUGAAGGAGUGCACGCAAACAUGCAAAGGAACUUGUUCCAUUAGGUGUGAUGCAGAAGUGUGCCAUGACGAUUCAACCACCACCACAACGCGACCUAGCCUCUAUCCCAUACCUACUAAUAACAUUUCAAAGAUUAGCAUUAAGUUUGUAACUUUCUGUCUUGUGGGAACGUCUUUG
Orbicella faveolata is the source of this 1195-nucleotide messenger RNA. RefSeq lists its product as uncharacterized. Lineage: Eukaryota; Metazoa; Cnidaria; Anthozoa; Scleractinia; Merulinidae. The record is from RefSeq and is a predicted model, not a curated record.